UCGUCACGAAAGAGUUGAACAGCUUCUCCAAUAACUUGGACAGUUUCACUUCAAACUUUCUAAGCUUUUUCCUUCUCUUUCCCAAUUUCUCUCUUUCUUCAAACCUUAAUUCCAAACCCUACUCUAAAAGUCUCUUCUUCUUCAAUCCAAUAAAACAAUAAAACAAGAAACUAAUAAAAUUGCAGAGCAAUGGACACUCAAUACACUCACAGUUUCUUCGAACGACGCCCCAUUCUCAAAUCCAAAGCUCCCGCUGUUAAAUGGUAUAAAGAAUGGGUACCCCAAGAUGUUGUUGCCACUGGUGGGAAGUGCCAGCUUUAUAGAUGGGUAAAUGAGAACACUUUGAGAGCCUUGAAAGAGAAGGCAAAGGAGCCAGACGCCCCAGAGCCGGAACCAGAACCUACUACUGAAGUUCUAUUCCUUUGCAGCUAUGAAGGCUGCGGGAAGACCUUCAUUGAUGCUGGGGCAUUGAGAAAGCAUUCGCACAUCCAUGGAGAGAGACAAUAUGUUUGUCAUUAUGAGGGAUGUGGAAAGAAAUUUUUGGAUAGUUCAAAGUUGAAAAGACACUUUCUCAUUCAUACUGGAGAAAGAGACUUUGUAUGCCCUCAUGAAGGUUGUGGUAAGGCGUUCUCCUUGGAUUUUAACCUGAGGUCACACAUGAAAACACAUUCGCAAGAAAAUUAUCAUAUCUGCCCAUACCCAGAUUGUGGAAAGAGAUAUGCUCAUGAAUACAAGUUAAAGAAUCACAUUUCAUCUCACCAUGAAAAGAAUGGGGCAGUGGAUGUCCCAAAAUAUUCUACACCUCCUGAGAGGAUUACGAAAACUCCCAAAAGUUCUGCAGCGGUUUAUGGCUCUGCAUCAUCUGACCGCCCUUACGCCUGUCCUUAUGAAGGGUGUGAAAAGGCUUACAUACAUGAAUACAAGCUUAAACUCCAUUUAAAGAGAGAGCAUCCUGGCCAUGCAUCGGAUGAGAAUGCUGAGAAUGCUGCACAUAAUGCUGAUAAUGAUAUGGAUGAAGCAAGUGAUCAAGAUGUCUAUACUGGAAAGCGUGGGGGCAGCAAAAGCCAGAAACAAAGCAGGGCAAAACCGAACUUGAAGAUGCCUCCUUCAAAGAUCACACAGCACAAAGGUUCAAGUGCAUCUCCUGCAUCAUUGAGCGUUGUGAGAAAAUCAUGGCCUAUUAAAGAAGAAACUUUCGAGGAAGAAGAUAGUGAAGAAACCGAGGAAGACCGUGACAAUGUCGAGGAUGGAUAUAGAUAUGGCCAAACUAACGAAGAUGAUGAUGAGGAGACUGAAUACGAAGACUGAAGAUUUUUUGCUGCACCAUCUUGGCAAGGGCAUUGUAUCUAAGGCACAUAAUCAAAUUCGCUCUCUUCUUUUCUUCUUUGCUUUUAUCAAUAAUCUAAAGCCAUCUUAUACCCAUUUUCUGAUUUGAAGAAUACAAAUAAAAUAUUAUGUUCUAGUAAUAAUGUUAUGCAUCGCUAUAUUAUGU
Messenger RNA from Pistacia vera, 1492 nucleotides. Its product is annotated as zinc finger transcription factor YY1-like. Lineage: Eukaryota; Viridiplantae; Streptophyta; Magnoliopsida; Sapindales; Anacardiaceae. The transcript has 6 exons. Gene Ontology annotation, biological process: regulation of transcription by RNA polymerase II. The record is from RefSeq and is a predicted model, not a curated record. Gene Ontology annotation, molecular function: DNA-binding transcription factor activity, RNA polymerase II-specific; RNA polymerase II cis-regulatory region sequence-specific DNA binding. The coding region runs from base 190 to 1308 and encodes 372 amino acids. Gene Ontology annotation, cellular component: transcription regulator complex; PcG protein complex.